UAAUGAUUUCGAUGGGAAGAAAUAAUAUUCAGCAUCGAAGGAAUAACAACUGAAAUCAUCCCGUCCUGCAGCAUGCACCUAUGUGAAUGUGGAGAAUGACCAGCAAUGUCCAAGGGGUAGCAGCAGGGUAACACUGCAUGAGGCGGUGCCCCCUGAAGGAGCCCAAAACACUGCUCUUCAAAUGGAACACAUCCAACCUUCAGGUGACCGUGCAGGAUGUACCACUCUGGAACAUCAAGCCUCUCCCCACCUGCCAGCACAUGAAAAUAUUUCUACUUCUGACCAUCGAAGAGAAUGGAAAACCAUUUUCUAGAUCAGCCCUCAUACAUCCUCCUGAUGGCCUAACAACUGAAUGACAUGUCGAUGCUGAGUAUGAUCCAUUUCAAUCAUUUGAGGAAGCUCUCCCUGAUAUAGGGGAUUGGAUGUACAAUGACGGACAUACGUUUAAUGAAGGAUUUGAAGAUGGUUUGAGUGAGGAGUGUGCAGAAGAGUCCAAUUUCAAGGACACAACAGACAAACCAAUACAUGACAAUGCAUCAGAAACCAUGGCAGAGUGCCUUCUGAUCAGCAUGGGUUAUGUAAACUGCCCUAAAGUCACAGGUUGAACAUUCCACCCUUUGUGCCUGCCCGGACUGUGCUGGAAGGCCUCGAGUCAGAGGAUGCGUGUGAAGACAAGAAAGCUGUAAAAAAGGAGAUCCAUAGCAAAAAGGGAGCCAAAAAGGACAAAAUGGAAGAGGAGAAUACAGACCUGCUCAGACUUUGCCACACAGUACCGCUGGAGGUGGUGAACUUAGGUGGGAAAGGUUACGAUCCAGAGAAGAAAGACUACUCAGGUUUUGAGGCCUGGUUGCAGUGUUACUAUGUGGAUGGAAUGAAGUCUGUACGCGACCACAAUGGCAGGACUAUGUGGUUCAAAGGCGAUCCAGGUCCUAUGGCUCCUAAAGAAUCAAAGUCUCCAAAGGCCAAAAAGAGAAAAGAUACAGAUGCAGACCAUGAUUACCCCCGCAAGAAAAAGGUGUCCAGGAAACACAACUCUGACAGCACAGUGAAGAAAAAAGCAGCCAAAAAGCCCACAAAAGCAGCAAAGGAAGAAGAAAAUGGACCUCAAGAAGAAGCCACACCCAGAAGAAGAUCAGCAAACACACCUCAGCAAGAACCGAAAUCCACGUCAGGCAGGAGGAAAAAGAACAAUACAGAGCCAGCUGCAGGUCUGAUUCUAAUAAUACUCCCAUUUUCUGAAAAUAUUAAGAGCCUGAUCUUUGAGGAUCCAAUUCCCACACACUUAUCUGUGUGCGCAAACUAUAAAAUUGCAUGUACUGUUGGUGGACGUGUUGUAUGUGAUCUACUUUGUGCAAUUGAUAGCAGCAAAAGUGGCACAGAUCACCCUAUUUUUGUGUACUAGAAGCAUUAUGUGCCCUUGGAAACACUUCUUUCCCUCUACAUUCAUGUUAUUAUGCUCUCCACACUGGAGGGGGGCUUAUAUUAGAUUAUAGCACAUAUCGAUCAUCUAACACCUUUUCUGCAAUAUAGAAUCACAGUAUGUAUACUAUUUGCAGCAGGAAUGAUCAAACUGCAUAUUGCAAGACAUUUUUUUUUAGGAGUUAUACUAAAUACAAAAAAAAAAAACGCAACGCUUUUGUUCUUGUUCCCAAUUUAAAUGAACUCAAAGAUCGAAAACUUUGACUAUAAACACAAAAUACCUGUUCCUCUCAAAUAUUGUUCACAAAUCUGUAUACAUUUGUUAGUGAGCAUUUUUUCUUUGCCAAGAUAAUCCAUCCCACCUGACAGGUGUGCCUUGAGCUGUCCAAAAUAAAAGGCCACUGUGAAAUGUGCAGUUUUAUCACACAACACAAUGCUUCAGAUGUCGCAAGUUUUGAGGGAGCGUGCAGUAGGCAUGCUGACUGCAGCAAUGUCCACCAGAGCUGUUGCCCGUCAAUUAAAUGUUUAUUUCUCCGCCAUAAGAAUAGAAUAGAAUAGAAAGUACUUUAUUGAUCCCUGGGGGAAAUUCAGCACCACAGUUCGCUCACAAUAAACAAUGAUAAUAAUAAAUAAUAUAAUAUAUAUGAAUAAUACAAAUAUAUUCUACAUUUAAGUGCAGUCAAGGAACAUAUGCAUUAUACAGUCUGAUGGCUGUCGGUGUGAAGGACCUCCUGUGUCGUUCCGUGUUGCAUUUUGGGAGUCUGAGCCUUCCACUGAAGGUGCUCAUUCUCUCUGCAAGGUCCGAGUGUAGUGGGUGGGAGGUGUUGUCCAUAAUGGCUAGGAGUUUUGCUAGACUUCUCUCUGACACCACCGCCAGAGAGUCCAGCUCCACUCCCAUCUUGUUACUGGCCUUCUCUACCAACUUGUCCAGUCUGUAUGUGUCCCUCACUCUCAGCCCACUGCCCCAGCAGGCCACGGCGUACAAGAGGGCGCCUGCCACCAGCGACUCGUAGAACAUCUUCAACAUCUUUGUACAGACGUUGAAGGAUCCUAGCCUCCAAAGGAAAUAUAGAUUCGGCUCUGUCCCUUCUUGUAGAGGGCCUCAGCGUGUUUUGACCCAUUCAGCUUGUUGUCCAUGUGUACUCCGAGGUAUUUAUAAUCCUCUACCAUGUCCACAUCCACCCCCUUGAUGGAAAGAGGGGUCGCCAGAGUACUCCUCCUCCUUCCCAGGUCCACAACCAGCUCCUUGGUCUCCGUAACAUUGAGCUGGAGGUGGUUCUUUCCACACCAUGUGACAAAGUCCUCCACCAGUGUCCUGUAUUCCUCGUCAUCACCUUCCUCAAUACACCCCACUAUCGCAGAGUCAUCAGAAAACUUCUGAAGGUGGCAGGACUCUGACUGAUAGUGGAAAUGGGUGGUGUAAAUGGUGUAGAGGAAGGGGGAAGAGUACUGUAGCCUCCGGGGCCCCGGUGUUGCUGACCAGCCUGUCAGACACACAGUCCUGCAGUCGCAUAUACUGUGGUCUGUCAGUCAGGUAAUCUACAACCCAGGACACCAAGGGGGCCUCCACCUGCAUCUUCUCCAACUUCACACCCAGUAGCCCAGGCCGUUUAGUAUAAGCCGCCUCCAAAGGUGUUUCAGAGAAUUUGGCAAUACAUCCAACUGGCCUCACAGCCGCAGACCAUAUUGAUUGGCUGAGACCUGCCACCCGGACAGCUGCUACAACAAUUGGUUUGCUUAACCAUAGCAUUUCUGCACAAACUGUAAGAAACUACCAUGAAUUGAUUAACGUGGACCCCGACUUAAACAAGUUGAAAAACAUAUGGGGGUGUUACCAAUUAGUGGUCAAUUGUACGGAAUAUGUACUGAACUGUGCAAUCUACUAAUAAAAGUAUCAAUCAAUCAAUCUGUCUCAAGAAAGCUCAUCUGCAUGCUCGUGGUCCUCAUCGGGGUCUCGACCUAACUGCAGUUUGUCUUCUUAACCAACUUGAGUGGGCAAAUGCUCACACUCAAUGGCGUCUGGCACAAUACAGAGGUUUUGGUAUGUUAUUAUUGACAGCGAAACCAUGUGCAUUUUAUUGAUGGCAUUUUCCAUGCGCAGAGAUACCGUCACGAGACCCUGAGCCCCAUUGUUGUACUAAUCACCCGAGGCCAUCACCUUUAUAAAUAACAUUUACUAACUCAUGUUGCAAGGAUCUGGAAGCUAAAAACAUCCCAGUUCUUGCAUGACCAGCAUACUCACCGGACAUGUCACCCAGUAAGUAAUUUUUGAGAGGAAUAUAUAUUUUGUGUAUAGUAAAAGUUUCAGAUCUUUAAGUUCAAUUCAUGAUAAAUGGGAGCAAAAACAAAAGUGUUGCGUUUAUAUAUUUGUUCAAUACCAUAUUUUUCGGAGUAUAAGUCGCACCUGCCGAAAAUGCAUAAUAAAGAAGGAAAAAAAACAUACAAGUCGCACUGGAGUAUAAGUCGCAUUUUUGGGGGGAAAUUUAUUUGAUAAAAGCCAACACCGAGAAUAGACAUUUGAAAGGCAAUUUAAAAUAAAUCAAGAAUAGUGAAGAACAGGCUGAAUAAGUGUAGGUUAUAUGAGGCAUAAAUAAGCAACUGCUAUGUUAAGCUAACAUAUUAUGGUAAGAGUCAUUCAAAUAACUAGAACAUAUAGAACAUGUUAUACCUUUAACAAACUAUCUCUCACUCCUAAUCCAUAAAUCCCAUGAAAUCUUAUACGUCUAGUCUCUUACGUCAAUGAGAUAAAUAAUAUUGAUAUUUUACGGUAAUGUGUUAAUAAUUUCACACAUAAGUCGCUCCUGAAUAUAAGUUGCACCCCCGGCCAAACUAUGAAAAAAAAACUGCUACUUAUAGUCCGAAAAAUACGGUGCAUAUUUUCUAAAUCAAAAAAGGAAUACCAUUAAAAAACAACAUAAAUUAAUAGAAUUUGGUUUAAUCGGCCCUUUAAGUUGUCCAGCAGCUAUAAAAUGAUAUUGCUGAAUAUAUAUCUUCUUUUUAUUUCUAACAGUCCAAAUAUGACAUGCACACGUAGAACAAAGGCUUCUCUGUUCAGUUGUCUUUGCAGCGUGAUGGCCUCCUUUCUCACAGCCCUGUGUGCAACUAUGUCAGUUGUCUUUGCAGCGUGAUGGCCUCCUUUCUCACAGCCCUGUGUGCAACUAUGUCAGUUGUCUUUGCAGCGUGAUGGCCUCCUUUCUCACAGCCCUGUGUGCAACUAUGUCAGUUGUCUUUGCAGCGUGAUGGCCUCCUUUCUCACAGCCCUGUGUGCAACUAUGUCAGUUGUCUUUGCAGCGUGAUGGCCUCCUUUCUCACAGCCCUGUGUGCAACUAUGUCAGUUGUCUUUGCAGCGUGAUGGCCUCCUUUCUCACAGCCCUGUGUGCAACUAUGUCAGUUGUCUUUGCAGCGUGAUGGCCUCCUUUCUCACAGCCCUGUGUGCAACUAUGUCAGUUGUCUUUGCAGCGUGAUGGCCUCCUUUCUCACAGCCCUGUGUGCAACUAUGCCAGUUUGCACGCAGAUUUCAGACUUUUUAAGAGGCACGAUACUGCCUGCAGGACACUUUCAGCAUUGAUAAAUCUCACUGUUCAUGUUGAGUGAUUUGUAUUUGCAUUUUCUCCUCCCAGUAUUGUGGGCAUUCUGAUAAUCAACAUAUAUUCUGCAUACAUCAUUAAGACAAAUAUGUUAAAUGGAGGGAAUAAGCGGUAGCAAAUGGAUGGAUGGGAUGGAUUGCACUCCUUAUUUUGCUCAUUAAUCGACAAAUAUUUAGAUCAGCUUUGCGUGUGCUAACAAGUUUGCAUGUGUUUUGAUACACAUAAACCUUUUGUAGAUUAUACUGUAAGUGUGGUAAACUUACUUUUUGUUGCAGGCUUCAAGACACGUAGCGGGAGACUGACAAGACAGAAUGUCAAGUAAAGGACAUCUAUUGGAAAAUACUGUUUUUAUUCCAUGAUACAUAUUUUUAAUAAACAUUCCACACGUUUA
Messenger RNA from Nerophis ophidion (straightnose pipefish), 5397 nucleotides. RefSeq names its product endonuclease 8-like 1. Gene Ontology annotation, cellular component: nucleus. The transcript has 10 exons. Gene Ontology annotation, biological process: base-excision repair. NCBI's taxonomy places the organism in Eukaryota, Metazoa, Chordata, Actinopteri, Syngnathiformes, Syngnathidae. The record is from RefSeq and is a predicted model, not a curated record. Gene Ontology annotation, molecular function: DNA-(apurinic or apyrimidinic site) endonuclease activity; DNA N-glycosylase activity. The coding region runs from base 728 to 1402 and encodes 224 amino acids.